Messenger RNA from Notolabrus celidotus (New Zealand spotty), 4237 nucleotides. It is a transcript of the gene dhx30, whose product is annotated as DEAH (Asp-Glu-Ala-His) box helicase 30. The transcript has 22 exons. The record is from RefSeq and is a predicted model, not a curated record. The coding region runs from base 605 to 3853 and encodes 1082 amino acids. Lineage: Eukaryota; Metazoa; Chordata; Actinopteri; Labriformes; Labridae. Gene Ontology annotation, cellular component: nucleus; cytoplasm; intracellular anatomical structure. Gene Ontology annotation, molecular function: ATP binding; DNA helicase activity; G-quadruplex RNA binding.
UCCAUCCACGAAACUUGUUACCCCUUCUACAUACCACUUACCAUCCCUGCUCUUACAGUUGAGAGGGCCUCCAGAGUCUCCCUGGAAGACAAUGGCUCAUAUUGGAGCAGUGGAAAAAUAGUUUGUUUUCCUACAGGAAUGAAGUAGGGCCUGCUGCAGUGUAAUUGCCCGAGGACCGCCAGCUACAGGAAAAUGCAUCAAAUUAACCAGGAGUUUGAUGUGCCGCAGUCAAGACCCAGUCUGGAGAAAUAAGUGUUCCUCCACAAGUGGGGAAGAAAGACUCCACAGAAACCUGCCAUGGCCAGCUGUAUGGAUCAGCUUCUUCCCCGUUCACCACACGACUAGUGUUGGCCUGGACCCUGGAUACACCACACCCAGACACUUCAGCACAGAAGACACAGAAACAAGAGAAUGAGGCCAAACUGCGUCCAACUGGAGCAAGGAACUCCGCUGUUAUGGGACCAAAGCUCGGAGUGAUCCUGAAGACGGUUCAUCAUAUCUACAGACGAAACAAGGUAACGAGGGUCCGAACCUUUUAAAGGAGUUUCCGGAUCCUAAAAGUCUCCUGUUCAACACCAUCUCCAAAUCACUGGGAGUCAGCGACAUGUCCCAGUAUGUCCAGUACAGCUGCACUGAACAUGGAGCCAUCAAGAAAGCCGUCGUCACUUUACAGUGGCCCUGUAAAAUCGAGGAGGUUGGUCAAGCCUCAAGGAAGAUCGAUGCAGAGCGUCUGGCUGCAGCUGCUGCUUGUUUUAAGCUCAGGGAAAUGGGUGUCAUUGGUCCAAACAACCAGCUCCCUAGGAGGAGAGCUGGCAGGGGGAAAGCGGGGCUACAGUCAGCACUUCGUGAUGAGGAGGAUGACUGGACAGAAAAUGUCCACAUGCCAAGAGGGAAAGCAGAUGGAAAAAGAAGGGAGUCGAUGCCACUAGAGGAGGACACAUCUCAAACCUCUGAGGCUCUCUCACUGUUUCCACAACCUAAAUCUCUCCUCACCAGGGUCAUCCAGGUUGCAACAUCAUCAAGCAGAAUCAGGGAGCUCAUACAGUUUAGAACAACAGGAGGAAAGCUAAAGAAAUGUGAGCUGAUCCUGAAGUGGCCCGAGGAGAUGAAGUUUUCAGCCACAGCGAAAAACCGAGCUACAGCAGAAAAAAGAGCAGCAGCUCUGGCCUGCAUGAAAUUUAAAGAGCUGGAGCUGCUGGAUGAAGACAACACCCCACUCACACAUGCCAAGUACCAUCGAGAGCAGGUGAGGGAGGCCGGAGAGAGAGACAGACGGCCCCUCUCACUGGAAGUCCCCGAAUACCUGGAGGAACAAAUGAGACAUUACCUUGCACAGUACCCAGUAGCAACUGAAAUGCAGAAGCUCUGGGAGGAGGAGGAAACAAGAGGACAGCAGUUGGUAAACCAAGAGGAUGAAGAGGAAGAGGAAGACUGGGUGACAGACGCUAUCACAGGCAGACCGUACAGGCCUCUCUCUGAACAUGAGGCCUGGCAGCUUAACAACCGCCUGCAGGAGAUAUGGAGGAGAGCAAACCCUGGGCUGAGCGUGGAGCUCCCGGUGGAUGCCCAUCGUCAGCGCGUGGUGUCAGCGAUUCAGUCCUCCAGGGUGGUCGUGAUUGACGGUGAAACUGGUUGCGGAAAAACAACACGGAUCCCCCGUUUCCUGCUGGAGCAGUGUGUGAGAGACGGUGAAGGGGCUGAGUGCAACGUUCUGGUGACCCAACCUCGUCGGAUCAGUGCUGUGUCUGUGGCCCACCGUGUCGCUCAUGAGCUGGGUCCUGCUCUGAGGCACUCUGUUGGAUAUCAGGUGAGACUUGAAAGCCGUCCACCAGAGCAGAGUGGAGGAGCCCUGCUCUUCCUCACAGUGGGCGUUCUGCUGAAGAAGCUGCGGUCAAACCCAUCCCUGAAGGGAAUCAGCCACGUGGUGGUGGAUGAGGUUCACGAGAGAGACAUCAACACGGACCUGCUUCUGGCUCUGCUGCGCACCAGCCUGAAUGAGAACCCUGACCUACGAGUGGUCCUCAUGAGCGCUACAGGGGACAAAGAGAGGCUGUCCGAGUACUUUGGAGGCUGCCCAGUCGUAAAAGUUCCCGGGUUCAUGCACCCGGUGAGGGACAGUUACCUGGAGGAUGUGCUGAGAGAGUUAGGACGCAGGCUGCCGGACAAACGGCAAGAGGAGACAGCAAAGCAGAGAGGAAAAGAGGACCUUUCACCUGAUGUAGAUUUAAUAGCUGAUUUAAUCGAACACAUUGACAAGCAUGGACAACCAGGAGCAGUGUUGUGCUUCCUCCCUGGAUGGCAGGAGAUCAAAGCAGUUCAGGAGAAACUGGAGGCCAGGCGUCACUUUUCCACCCACUCUCACCUGAUCUUGCCGUUACACUCUAGUUUAUCAGUAACAGACCAGCAGGCUGUGUUCCAGCACCCCCAUGUGGGCCAAAGAAAGAUUGUCCUCACCACUAACGUUGCUGAGACCUCAAUCACCAUUGAUGACAUCGUCCAUGUGGUGGAUACAGGAACACACAAAGAACAGAACUAUGACCCUAACACUAAGGUCUCCUGUCUGGACACGGUCUGGAUAUCUCGUUCUAAUGUCACUCAAAGAAAGGGGAGAGCAGGACGAUGUCAGCCGGGAGAGUCCUACCACCUGUUCCCUCGGAAGCAGCUGGAAUCCAUGUCUCCCUUCCCCAUCCCUGAGAUCCUGCGCACCCCGCUGGAGAGUUUAGUAGUGCAGGCCAAAAUCCACAGUCCUGACUGCAAGGCUGUAGAUUUCUUGUCCCAAGUGUUGGAGAGUCCAGAGACAAACGCUGUCAGAGAUGCAGUCCAGAAUCUUCAAGAUAUUGGAGUUCUGGACAAGACGGAAACCCUGACGCCUCUAGGAGACCGUGUUGCCUGCAUGUCAUGUGACCCUCGGCUGGGCAAAGUGCUGGUUCUCAGUUCCAUGUUCAGAUGCACACUGCCCAUGUUGUCUGUGGCCGCAUGUCUGACCAGAGAUCCUUUUCACAAUAGCAUGCAGAACAGAGCACUGGUUAGCAAGGCUAAAGAGGCUCUGAGCGCCUCCAGCUACAGCGACUAUUUGGUGUUAGUCAGAGCUGUACUGGGCUGGAAGAGAGUUCAGCAGGAGGGCGGCAGAGAGGACAGAGAUGAAUAUCUGGACCAGUACACUCUGUCCAGGUUCAGCCUGAAAUUCAUUAACGGUCUCAUCUCCCAGUUCAGUGACAAUCUGCAUGAAGCCAAGCUGGUGUCUCGUGCCAACGAGUGCCAGCGUCACGGUUCUCUCUACAACGAGCACAGCAACCAGGAUGAGCUGCUUAAAGCUGUACUGCUUGCUGGACUUUAUCCAAACCUCAUUCAGGUGAAGAAAGGUGUUGUGAACAAAGGGCGCUUCCGCCCCAAUAGUAUUUCUCUCCGCACAUUCAAUGCACCUGUACUGCUCCAUCGCUCCUCCGUGAACAGAGGGAAAUCCGAGCUCCCCAGUCGCUGGCUGACCUUCUUCAGUGCCAUCAAGUCCAAUGGGAAUGUUUUCAUCAGGGACUCUUCACCCGUCCAUCCACUCGCCCUGCUGCUGCUCACAGACUGUGACAUCACUGAGAGAGUGAAAGGAGACAAGGUGGAGGUGUCCCUUCCCGGACACUCUCUGGUGCGCUGCGAGUUACCAGUUAACACCUGGGAGCUGCUGUGGGAGCUACGGACUUCAAUUCAGACGAUGCUCUACCGCAACCUCAGCGAUCCCAGCAACGUAGUCAGCCACUCUGCUCAAGACGGAGAGCUCAUCUCUUUACUUGUAGAGCUGCUCAACAACUCAGACUCGAGCCCUUUCAUUCAGAACAGCAACAGUGACAGCGAGCUGGAUUAACAGCACUCUGAGCACUUUCUACAUGUGUCUGCUGACUGGUACAGAGGAACCAAAGAGGAUGAUGGGAUCCUGUUUUAAUGUUUGUCUUGUAAAGUACUUGAUCAGGUGCAUCAUGUACUGAAAUGGACUGGCACAGGGGAGAAUUCUACUGUGAACUACAGCUGUUGUUUUUAAGGUGAAUGAUGAACUUGAUGUGUGGAAAUCCCUUGGUUUGGAUUUUGGACUGUGGUUUCCCAUUUAUGGUUAUUUGCUUUGUGAGAAGCAGAAGUUGAUUAUUACUCUUAACGAGUAGAGACAGAAGUUUGAAGGUCAAAGGUCAAAGACUUUGUACAGCAAAUAAUGUUCUAUUUAUUGAAAUAAAUAUUAACAUACUGACACGGGGAA